AUGGGUAUCCAGGGUCUGCUACCGUUGCUCAAGGACGUUCAGAAUUCGGUUCAUGUCUCGAGCUAUGCCGGCAAGACUUUGGGCAUCGAUGCCUACGUCUGGCUCCAUCGUGGUGCAUAUGGCUGCGCACGAGAGAUUGUUCUGGGCGAUCCAACUCCGCGCUACAUUGCUCACGCGGUGAGUCGCAUUCGUAUGCUGCAGCAUUUCGGUGUGAAACCGUACCUCGUGUUUGAUGGCGACAAGCUUCCUGCCAAAAAGGGCACCGAGGAUGAGCGAGAACAGCGUCGAAGCGACAACUUGCGACGCGCAAAGGAGCUCGAGCAGGAGAAAAAGCUGCAGCAAGCAAGGGAUGUGUACGCGAAAUGCGUUGACAUCACGCCCGAAAUGGCCUUCCAGCUGAUCAAGGUGCUGAAGGAGGACAACAUCCCAUACGUCGUAGCACCGUAUGAGGCAGAUGCACAACUGGCGUAUUUGGAAGCCGAAGGAAUCAUAGAUGGUGUCGUUACUGAGGACUCGGAUCUGCUCGUGUUUGGCUGCAAGACAGUGCUCUUCAAACUCGACCAGGCAGGCAAUGCGGUAGAAAUGCUGCAACACCGAUUCUGGACCAACCGACAGGUCGCGCUUUCCGGUUGGACUGCCGUUGAGUUUCGUCAGAUGGCCAUCCUUUCCGGCUGCGACUAUCUGCCAAGCAUUGUCGGCAUGGGGCUCAAAAACGCGCACAGGCUGCUCAGGAGGUACAAGACGGUCGAUAAAGUUUUGCAAGCUGUGCGUCUGGAAGGUAAGAUGCGUAUUCCGCCCACCUACUCGCGCGAGUUCCGCAAAGCUGAGCUCACCUUUGUGCACCAGAGGGUGUUUGAUCCGCGCUCGCAGAAGCUCGUCACACUCACACCGCUGCCAGAUGGUACGCAUGAUGACAUGCUGCCGUUCAUUGGGGCUCCCAUGGAAGAUCAUAUGGCCAAAGGCGUGGCCGAGGGGAUUAUUGAUCCGAUUGCUAAGACUCCAAUUGUGGAUCGGCUGCCAAAGCCGCUCAGCACACGCAGCAGUUCGGCCAGCAAUAUCGCGUCGACAAGCGCAUUAGCAUCAGCAGCAGCAGCAGCAGCAGCAGCCGCUGGUGUACGUUCUUUGGAUCGCAGCACAACGGCUCCGUCCACGAUCAAUUUAGCCGGCAGCGCCAAUGGAGGUAGCAGUUUUUAUCGACCCUCUGUGGGUGGAGCGUCGUCCUUGGCAAAGAAGAAGGUGGUCAGCAAGGAAUCGGGCUUGCAGAGUCUCCAUGGGUUUUUUGGCGGAUCGAGUCGGACCAGCAACAAGAUCGAAUCCAGUCAAAGCAAAACUGCGGCGGGCAGCAGCACACAGAAGCAAGAACGAGUGCCGCUGGCUCCUCGUGAUACGAACAGGCGCACAGGCGCAGACGAGAUAGCCAACGGAGUGGAACUCGCGCGCAAGCAACAAGUGGAUGCAAGACCAACGCAGAGCAAGUUUUUCACCGCUCGUCGAUCUUCGCAAGACGCCAAACUGGACCAUGCUUACCUGCACCUGGGUGGGCAGUUGACACCGCCAAAGCCACAUCAGGAUCCCAACGACUCUGGUUACUGGGACGAAGAGUGCGACGACAUGCGCGAUUUCGUCAAUUCGAGCAGUCCUCCUCGCGCGCCCUCGGUAGUUCCAGAAUCGCAGCCGCUAGUAGUGGAUACACAAGAGGUUUGGCAGACAACACAGCUGCCGGAGAGCACGGUGGAAAGCGUUGUGGCUACACAGUUGGUGCAUAGUACAAAAUCCUCUCGUAGCUCAUCAGCAGUGGUGGUGGUGCCGCAGACUCCGUCAAAGGGUAGGAGAAGGAUGGCUCGGGCAUCAACAGAGAGCGAAGCGGGGUUGUCUUCGCCUGAAAGCGCGAUGGGUAGUGGCUUUAUUUCUUCGCCAGCGUCGUCGACGGCACAUGCAGGCGGGGACGGCGCAAGUGCCGAACGAGCGAAUGACCUGGAUGAGCUCGACGAGGAAGCGUUUGCGAGCUCGGCUGUGUUGGCAAGUCGUGCGGCGGGUUUGGAGCGGAAACGCAGAGCGAGUCAAGAUGGGGACGAUGAGAUGGAAGCAGAGCCCAUGACACCAAUGGCCGCCACGCGCAAAGCUCUGCUACACACCAGCGCAAGCAUGUCAAAGCUGGAAGCGUUCCGUUAUACCACGCAUACGCCGCGAAAGGAGCAGCCAGAGUUGCAGCGAGGUACGUUGCCACGAAGGUCGAUGUACACAUCUUGCACUACCAGUGUCAACGCCACGUCGCCGUCGAUUCUCAAGUUGACCGCCGCCACUCGCACACCAGUAGCAUCUGCAGGAAGCCGACCGAACAAAUUCCUCAAGCCAAGUCCCACGCUGCUGCUAGACGGUGUGGAUGAAAGUGGUACUCAUCUGACUUUGGACACAAGUUGUGUCGGCGUUGGUAGCUCAGGCAGUGGCGGCGGUCUCUUUGACAGGUUUCGAUAUUCAGAUCGGUAG
This is a messenger RNA of Mycosarcoma maydis (corn smut), 2487 nucleotides long. RefSeq lists its product as uncharacterized. The record is from RefSeq and is a predicted model, not a curated record. Gene Ontology annotation, biological process: DNA double-strand break processing; DNA recombination; mismatch repair. Lineage: Eukaryota; Fungi; Basidiomycota; Ustilaginomycetes; Ustilaginales. Gene Ontology annotation, molecular function: DNA binding; metal ion binding; 5'-flap endonuclease activity. Gene Ontology annotation, cellular component: nucleus. Bases 1 to 2487 code for a protein of 828 amino acids. The transcript has a single exon.